GCAGGCAAAAAAUAAGGCCCAAAGAACGAGGUUCAUAACAUGCGAUGGAACCGCCCUCUUUGCUUGACCGUUUGUUUGUCCACAUCGUCUUGGAAGAGAUUAUGGCCUUCUGUUCGACCUCAUCUCUGUCCUUGGUUCGCUGUCGUUUCUCGUGAACAUGUCUCUUGCCCACGACCGAAGAGGAGGACCUGUGGCCCGCGGCAACAUAUGGGCCCUUGCGAUAUGCUUAUCGCUCCUCCUCCAGCAAACCUAUUCCCAGCUGGUUGGCUGCGACGUCCUGGACUGCAAUGGUGGGGCCAACAACGAAUGUACAAUCGGCAACACGACCAGUUCAUUCAUCGGCACAGCCUCCUUCAACACCAGUCUGUCCCCGAACAAUGAGCCGCUCACCUGGACCGUCGGGGCCUCGUCGUCGAACUCGAGCGACGUCACCUUCACGAAGAAUUUCUACCUCGGCUCCCCUCCGUCGAUGAACCUUGCGAACCCGACCGGAUUUGCAGGCUGUGCGUUGUUCUUUGAAGGGAUUGCAAGAAGUCUACCGCUCAACAGUGUCACGGAAUAUGGACCAGUCACAUGUGGGCAGACGCUGCAGGAUGCCUGUGUCAAUGAUAUCCUGUCUCAGGCCAAGCAGCAGGUACAGACUCUUGGGUCCACAAACAAUCUCGACAACCGCUCUGUGUGCACCGCUUUGCAGACUACGAUGGAAGCAAACCCUCCGCAAUCGUGCCAGACGAUAGCAACCGUUACAUGGGGAACUAUUGUCCCUAAAGAGAUUACCGGUCCUCAAUCCCCGGUUGACGCUCCCAUCGCCCAAACUACCUGCCACCCAUCGUCCAGCGUUUCGAGUGGCACAAAGUAUAACAUUGCCCUAAUUGAGACUCAAACGGUCACUUCGGAAGAUGUCUCGAGUGACAUCGCGCCAUUCUUCUACAGCAUAACGCCAGUGCUGACCGUCUUUUACAACCCAGCUGCUUCUUCGAACGCUCAGAGUCAGGCCUUGCCGGAAGCCCAUCUGACAUGCGUGAAGGUGGUCGAGGACUCGAGUCUGGUGCAGCAGGUGGGCAACGGGGCAGGAGUGGUGAGCUUGCCAAGGUCCAUGAUGGCUUUGGUCUUGGCCAUGAGCAUACUCGCCCUGGUUUAAAGCCUGCUCGUCUGUGAGGAAGAAAGAGAGACUAUCACAUUAUCUGGUCCUUAUCUCCCUAAAUUUUCAAAGACGAAAGGAAAAAAUGUGUCGAGAAGCUCAAACGCCCUUGAACGUUCGAUUACUUUACUCAUCGCCACUGUCAGCGUUGAUGACGGGGCACAAAAACAUAAGCGGCCGCCUCCUCCGUGCACUGGUGAGACGUCCAGAUGACAAACUGCUCCCGACCACGGGCCAAGGGUUUAGAUUCCAGAGCGAAUCGCCAAGCGAGAGAGGAGCCUACGGGCUGGUGGUCACUCGUUAGAAAUAUCAGCUCCAGGUCGUUGAGGAGACCUAGCACACUUAGGAUCGUCGGAUUCUUUGGGCGUUACAAGAUUCUACAAAAAGAGGGGCUGUCGUGCAUUUACGAGAAGGAAUCUCUUGGUACAAUCUCCAUCGAUUCAGGAGGCAGGCCUGACUUAACUUGACGCUUCACGCGGCAAAAUAUUCCACACAUACCAUAAAUCAUAGUGUCUAUAGACCUUAUUGCUCCCUGAGCAGGAAACAACUUCCACAACAAAA
Molecule: messenger RNA, 1702 nt
Organism: Cladophialophora immunda
Lineage: Eukaryota; Fungi; Ascomycota; Eurotiomycetes; Chaetothyriales; Herpotrichiellaceae
Exons: 2
Coding region: 158-1141 (327 amino acids)
Source: RefSeq, a predicted model, not a curated record